This is a messenger RNA of Fraxinus pennsylvanica, 1632 nucleotides long. The record is from the annotation of a GenBank genome assembly. Lineage: Eukaryota; Viridiplantae; Streptophyta; Magnoliopsida; Lamiales; Oleaceae.
AUGGCAAAGGAAAUUAAGGAAUUUCAGUUGUAUAACAGCAUGACGAAACAAAAAGAGGUGUUCAGGCCUAUAGUUGAGGGCAAGGUGGGAAUGUAUGUCUGCGGGGUCACCUCCUACGACCUCAGCCACAUCGGUCACGCCCGCGCCUAUGUGGCUUUCGACGUACUUUACAGAUAUCUAAAAUAUAUUGGCUAUGAGGUUGUCUAUGUCCGCAAUUUCACCGAUGUUGAUGACAAGAUUAUUCGUAGAGCAAAUGAGAUUGGGGAGGAUCCGAUAGCUUUGAGUGCUCGGUUUUGCGAAGAAUUUCUUGCUGACAUGGCUGAUAUCCAGUGCCUUGUUCCCACCCAUCAGCCACGUGUGACUGAACAUAUGGAGCAAAUCAAGGAUAUGAUAACUAAGAUUAUCAACAAUGGUUGUGCUUAUCAUGUUGAGGGUGAUGUUUACUUUGCUGUCGAUAAAUACCCAAAUUAUGGCCGUUUAUCGGGGAGGAGGCUAGAAGAUAAUAGAGCUGGGGAACGUGUUGCUGUUGAUGAGAGAAAGCAAAAUCCUGCUGAUUUUGCACUUUGGAAGGCUGCAAAGCCUGGUGAACCAAAAUGGGACAGUCCCUGGGGUUUCGGAAGACCAGGAUGGCACAUAGAGUGCAGUGCAAUGAGUGCUCGUUAUUUGACACACUCAUUUGAUAUUCACGGUGGUGGGAUGGAUUUGAUAUUUCCCCAUCAUGAAAAUGAGAUUGCUCAGAGCUGCGCUGCUUGCCCCGAAAGCAAUGUCAGUUACUGGAUACAUAAUGGUUUUGUCACCGCAAAUGAUGAGAAAAUGUCAAAAUCACUUGGCAACUUCUUCACCAUUCGUGAGGUAACGAAGGUGUACCAUCCACUCGCAUUGAGGCAUUUUCUUAUGGGAACACACUACAGGUCUCCUGUUAAUUACACAAUUUCUCAAUUAGAAAUUGCAUCAGAGGCUGUUUUCUACAUAUAUCAGACCUUACAAGACUGUGAAGAUGCUUUGUUGGCUUUGAAAGAAGAGGCUGAGAAAAAUGGCAAAAUCAGCCCUGCUGCCCAAGAAUGCAUCGCUAAACUGCAUGAAGAGUUUGAGGCAAAAUUGUCUGAUGAUUUGCACACCCCAACCAUACUUAAUUCUGCUCUUCAAGAAUCCCUGAGAUUUAUGAAUAGUUCUUUAAACAUGCUCAAGAAGAAACAGCCAAAAAAACAACAACUAUCCACAGUAAAGUCUCUUGCUGAACUGGAGAAACAAGUCAAGGAAGUUUUAGAUGUUCUAGGACUGCUGUCAAAUUCAAGAUAUACCGAGGUUUUGCAGCAACUAAAAGAUAAAGCUUUGAAAAGGGCGGGGUUGACUGAAGACGAUGUUUUGCAUUUAAUUGAGGAGAGGAUGCUAGCCAGGAAAAACAGAGAGUUCUCUAGAAGUGAUCAGAUUAGGAGUGACUUGGGUGCUAAGGGAAUUGCAUUAAUGGAUGUAGGAAAGGAAACAGUUUGGAGGCCUUGUGUGCCGGUCCAACAAGAAAAGCCUGACGUUCCAGUUCAACAGGAAAAGCCAGUAGAGGCGGUUAAACUAGAAAUACCAGUCAUUCCAGCAGAAAAAGGUCAGCCAGCUGUGCCAGCCGGUGAGGAGCAGUAA